Caenorhabditis auriculariae is the source of this 7280-nucleotide messenger RNA. Lineage: Eukaryota; Metazoa; Nematoda; Chromadorea; Rhabditida; Rhabditidae. The record is from the annotation of a GenBank genome assembly.
AUGGUAAUAAGAGCUUGGAACUUUUGGAAUUGACUCAAAUUUUUUCAGGGUCGAUUCUUGUGUAGUAACGCGGUCCACGCUAAAAAAGAGCAAAAAAGAUCGCGAAAUUUGAAGAAAACGUUUGAAGAGGUAUUUCAUUCCAUUUUUUGGUAUAAGGUAGUUUUACUGUUUCUCAUACUGAUUUUGAAAGAGAAAAAAACUUGAUUUUCAAUGAGAAAAACAACCGCAGAUGGAGUUUCUCAUAAACAAAUUUUCUUCAUGAAAACUUUGUAACAAGUAUAUUUUAGUACUUUUUUCAGCAGCAUCGAUUAUUUUUCGUAUUCUGAACAGAAAAUAUGGAUAUUAAAAAGGAAGUUGAAAAGUUCGAUUUUUAAGGGAAAGGUCAAGGAGGCCGAACAGCAGGUUCAAGACGAAGCAGGAGGAACUCAAGUUGAAAAUUCUCAAGAAACGGUAAUCUCGGUUAAUUUAUAAGUUGUGAGCAUAAGAAAUUCUAGCCAGUAUUUUCAAAUUCCCGUGCUGAUGCCAAUGACAACUUUGCUCAAAGAAAUGUUGGAUCGGCCGAUAAUCAUACGGUAAGUUGGAAGUGUGCUUACACCGAAUAAAAUAACCGAAAAUUGUUUGAAUUGAAAAACAGGAAUCCAAAGUAAACCGCGAAUUGAACCUUCAAAAAUAAGGAAAUUUUCUAAACAAUUAUACAGGGAAGUCUGAAAAAUCGAAAAAAAAAUUGACCGGUUUUCGGAGAAAAAAGACCGCAUUUUUCCUACUCUAACAAAAAAGAGGGUGACCCUGGACGGAGUGCACUCCGGGGGCAACCGGGUGGAAUCGAAAAGUUUUUUUUGAGAUACCGUAACAGCCGAGUAUGAAACUGUAGAAAGUGGUAUUGGGAAAUAAGCCAUUUCGAAAUCGUGUACAGAACGAGUACCUUAAUAGGCAUUUGAAGCUAGACGGGGUGCACCGAGGGUUCGACGCGGGAUGACCUUUUUUAGAGUGAUUUUUUUUCAAACCGUAAUUCAAAAAAAUGAUUUGAAGGAAAACUUUUACUUAUCAGAUAUCUGUUUAAAAAAAGGUUCAUUUUUUCAGCCGAGGUCCUCAAGUUAUCCUUUUCCGCCAUGGGUACCAGAUUUUCGCGUCCCGCCGCCACCUAUGAACGUCUUCUUCACGCCUGAUCGCAAUUUUGGUCAACUGGUACUUUUUGGUUUGAUUAUGACCGGGUUUUACGCCCCGCCCACUUUUCUUCGUAAAGUGUCGUGUCUGGUGUGCAUGCACUGCGACGCUUUCGCGCAGAAAAGUUGCGUUAUGUAGACGGAAUUUGAUUCGUCUCAAAAACCUCUGACAAUACGACGGCCUGCGCCUUUAAUAUACCCUGUUGUUUAUACUCUUAAAGCCGGAAAUUCUACCGUUCCCAUGACGUCAUGCGGGCACGUCGAAGAUUUCGGCUCCGCCCACUGUGUUUUUGGUUUCGCAUUUUCUUCCACUAACAAAACGCCGUUUUUUCAUCCAAAAUUACUCACUCAAUUCAUUUUUUGUAUGAAGUGCUAGUGAAUCAAAUUUUUGCUAAUAUUUUUUUUUUCAAAUAGAUAAAAUAGAAUUUCAAUUUUCAGCCACAAGCCUCGAGUUUUCCUUUUCCGCCGAGGAAUUCUUGGAAUGCUCAGAACGAUUUUGUCCAAAUUGUCUACCAGCCAGGGAAUCCAUUCUCCAUCCAGCCGAAUACUCCAGAAAUUUCCCUAAACAAUCCAGUUCAAAUGGUACUUUUCACGGCUUUUCCUCAACCAAAAUUCGGUCUCUCUAAGUUUUUCUGCACAAAACUUGUGAUUUUUUGCUCACUUGAUUCAUUUUUUUGGGUUAAAUGUAAUUUCAAUUUUAAGGGAAUGUCCCCGAACUAUCCUUUUCCGCCGAGGGAUUUUCGAAAUCCUCCACAAGGUGCAGCUCUAAUGGUAUUUUUAUAUCAAAUUUUAUUGAGUUGGGGUUUUCUCUUGAAAAAUAUACUUAAAAAAUGUGUUUCUUUAUGUUUUUCUGCGAAAAUUCCUGCUUUUUGCGUACUCAAUUCACUUUUUUUCUAUUGGUACUGUUUUUUUUUUCAUUUUUAUUCACUUUUUUUGGUGGGAAUCACUGACAAAAUUGUAUCUUUUAAAAAUUAGUCUGGAUUUUUUUCAAACCUCAAUCUCAGCCAAGGAUUUCUGAUUUUUCGGAAUCCUCUGAAUGAUGCCGCCCAAAUGGUGUUCUUAUAUUGAUUAUUAUGAGGUUACUGUUUUUCCUCAACUAAAACUACCCUGAAAAUUAAAUUCUGCAUUUUUACAUGCAUCUGGAAAGUUUUUAAAAGUGUUUUUUAGCGUUUGAAAUUAGAAUUUUUUCUCCUUUUUCUCCUAGACUGUUUUGGAAAAAAAAAACCGAUAACUUUAAUUUUUCUCGAAAAAUAUUAAUUUUUGAAAGAGGAUGAAAGUUUUAGGAUCAAAUUUUGAGCUACAGUAAUCCAUAAAAUUACGGUAGAAAGCUCGAAAGCUCACACUUCGGUGCUAUGAGCGAUUUUUUCUUUUCCGAGUAGUACUGUAUGUGAAAGUCUGUAUUUGGCGUGUGCGCGUGUUCGCACAUUUUCAGCGAUCCCAUAUCCGUUUUUUUUUUUCCUUUUUUGCUUUAAUUUCAUCGGGAUGAAUCACACCUGCAGAUAAAAUCGAAUUGCAUUGAUUAUCUGUGCAAACACGCAAAGUUUACACGGCAAAUGCGGACAAAUGCCAAAUGCACAUACAGUAAUCCUUGCGAAAGUAAAACUUGCUCUUGAUUGAUUGUUCUUUCGAGUGAACUAUUGGAUCUUCAAAAAAAAAAAUUGAUGUUUAAAAAAGAUCAAUUUUCCAGACAAACCUUGGAUUUGAGAGAAGUGGAGCAGGCCACGAUUGGCAGCUUGGAUUUGAGAGAAGGGGAGCAGGCCACGAUUGUCCGCGGAAAUCUGACGAAACGGUUUUUUUUUUUGUUGAUUUUAGGGGAUACGGUAGCUGCAGAUUUUUACAACUACUACGAAAAUUAGUUUUUUCGCAUCAUUUUCGAAUUUUUCUAUCCCCACUAUCAUUAGGUCUAGUCUAAUUUUUAAAAAAAGGAACGAUAAUUUUUUUCUAUUUUUGAAAAAAAUGUUGAGUUGUUUGUGAGAGGGUGAUUAUUGUAGGAUCAAUCUUUGAGUUACGGUAGUCCAAAAUAUUACGGUACAAAGCUCGAAAAUUCAUAUCUCGAUCCAUUUUCCUUUUAUCAAUGAUCUAUUGAAAUUCAACAAAAAAAUGAUGGAAUCAUGAAUUUUUGAAAAAAGUCAUUUUUCAGAAAAAAACCGGAAACUGAGCGAGCAGGCAAGGGGGAACCUGAUGAAACGGUUUUUUUAAUCAAAAAAAUUUUAAAUGGAAUAAAUGAAAAUUUCAGCCGAACUCUUGGAAUUUUCAAUGUCAGCCGGCAACUUCGGAUACUGACGACUGGGUAUUUUUUCAAUCGAUAAAUAUUUUCAAACUGAAUCUGUCAAAUUUUCAGCUGAUCAAAUUCGAUUCUCCUCCUCCGCCAACGACGUCUGAAAUUGCCGCCCGAAAUUCGACCCAAAUGGUGAAUUUUCUGGUGAUCUGUAGCCUUUCCUUAACCAAAAAUACUCGAAAAAUUUAUUUCUCAUCUUUUUUUUUCUUUAAUUUUUCCUGUAAGCGAAGAGUUCGAAGAAAAAAAUCUUCUUGGAAUUUAUGAUUUUUUUCUUACAAAUACAAAAUUUCAGCCAGAAGCCUCAAAAAGUCAAUGGAAGUGUCGUCAAGUCUCCUUUAGGAUUUGGAAUCAGAGGAAAGGUAACUUUAUUAAAAAAAUCAAUGAUAAGGUAGUGUUAGUUGAUCACAAUUCUAUUUUUGUUAACCCCAUCCAAUAAGGACCAAUUUUUGUGCAUAUCUGAGCUCUUCUGAUUAUAGAAAAUUGAAAGAAACGAAUGAAAAAGCGAAAAUCCGAAAAAUGGCGAAGCCUGUUGUCCUUAGAGCGAAUUUACUGCAAAACGCCCUUUUUGGCGGGAACUCAAACUUUCCUCUCUCCGACUUUGAAUUAUUUUAUCUCUAAAACUAGGAAGUUUGGUACAUUUCCAAGUUCACCGUUCGAUUCGCAAUGAAAAGCUCUACAAAGUACUGCUUUGAACUGAAACACCUUUUUUUACUGCCACUAUGCCUUUAAGAACAUAGUUCAAUAAUUUUUGGUCACUUCGAGCGCAAGUCAGUUUUUGUCGGGCGCGCUUUAAAGCAGGCGCUACGAGUCGGAGCUGACUUUAUGAAUAAGAACAAUGUUUUCCAGACAAGAACCUUCAAAUACCCUGAAUACCAGGAGGAGCAGAGGCGCGAGCAAGAACUUGAAAGGGUUUUUUAUUUUCUUUUUGAAUUUAUUUGCAAUUAACUUUUCUAGGAAGCUUCUUCGGGUUCGUCCACGGAGAAUGAAGUGGAAGAAGACUCCGAAAAUGUUCGUUUUUUAUUGAUUUUUUUAAAAAGGAUAAGUGGCUGUUUUUUGCAGUUAUUUCGAUCUGAUAGAGAAAGCUCUGAGUUUUAUAGUUCAAUAUUGUCAGAGUCCGAAAACUACUCAAGUGACCACUCAAAAAAAGCCCCGACUUCUCUAUUUUAUUCGAAAUGGUCCUUAGGAACUUCAGAAUGGACUCUAUAGGAGCGACCUUAGAAGCCGUUGGAGGAAUCGGCAAGCUUGAGUGGCCCCUAUAGGGGUUGGUAAAAUGGUCCCUAGAGAGCACAUGCUAAAUAAUUAUCGUUAUGAACUAUAUGAGAAGAAGCAUUUCUAUGCGAAAAUUCACUUUUUACUUUUCAAAUCUGAACAAAAAGUUCAAAGACCCUUAUCGGGACCCCUUGAUCUUUAGGGGCUAAGCGGUCAGGUGGUAAACCCCUUAAGGGACCGUUUGGCCACUAUACUGUUUUUUCCUAACCCCUAUAGGGACCAUUCUAGAAUAUCUAUGUCUGAAAGGGAAACAACUUCUUGUCUCGUCACGAGCAAAUAAUCUAUUUCUCUGCGCUCUCUAGUUUCUCAGCAUGUUUCUUUCUCUAUGACUUCAUUUGUAAGAAAAAAGAGAGCGCAGACAGGUCAGACUGUUUUAAGUUGUGGUUAAUGGGAUUGAGUACCAAACUUUCAGCGUUCAUUCAAAGAAAAACAACCAGGAUACCAAUUUGCAUUUUCAGGAGGCCGCUCCGCCGAGCCGGGCUCCAGAAAACAUUGAGCGGUCAGGAGUUAUGAAAGAACUUGUGUGGAGGGUAAUUUAUUUUUUGAGUUACGCUAUCUCUAGAUUUUCAAAUUCUUUCCGAUUAUUUGAAUGGAAAAAAGAACUAACUUGGUCGCAUUUGGAAUGGCUCAACACAUUUUUUGUUUGCUGUGAAAUGACCAGGAGCGUUUUGGAACGGCCGCUUGUCAGCCGUUGCGCGUUGAGCCAUUCCGAUUGCGAUUCGAAAUGGUGUGUUCAGAUCAAUGCGAUGGAACAGGGUAAUCGCCGUGCGCUGGAGCGGCUUUCGAAGCCCUGCCGCCAGUUGGAGGAGCUCCUCGAGGCCGGACGGAAUGAUAAGAAGUUGGCCAAGGAAACUCUGAAUUUCGAACUCAACACGCUCCGGAAACGUUUCGAAAACAAGGAGAAAGACAUCAAGAAAAUGACAUUUUUCUUCGCCUCCCCGAGAGAAUUCCAGAACUCGUUGAGAAUACUCAGAAAUGAAAGGAAGGCCGCAGAAGAGAAGAUCACGAAUCUCUACAACAAGAAACUUUCGGACUGGACAUCUCUGGAUAAAAUACGGAGAAAUCACGAGUUCCGGACGGAGCUUCUUUUGAGGCGUUUGCGAGUUGAAAGAACGCAGAUUCGUCGUUUUUCGAGAAAGAUAGUGGGAAUGAAAAAUGAGGUCGGUUUGACUAGUUUUCUGGAAAAUAAGGGGUUUCUCAACCUCAGUGGAUUGAGAGUCACUAGUAGCCUCUUCAAUCGCUCAAAGCGUUGCGGUCGCGUCGCGGCUCAGAGUAGAAGUUUACAGCUUCCAACGACUGUUGUAUAUUAGUUUACGCUAGUUGAAAACUUCUUCGAAACCGUAAAACUUUGACUCAUUCCCCAUGCGACCCAAAUUUCUUUGACGAGGCGUUCCCAUUGUACAUCUGAAACUAUGGGCGUGAAAAAAGGGGAUUUGACUGAAGAAUUAAUUUAAUGUCGAGUUUCUUGUCUAAUUUUAAGAAUUCAAUAUUCAAGGAAAUAAACCUGCCUAGGAACUCCAGAGUGGUACCUAUAGGGGCACCCUUAGGAGCCCUUAAAGGGUCUCCUCUAGGUACCACUUUACUAACCCUUUAGAGGCCAAUAAAACUUGCAAGUGGUCCCUAUAGUGGACAUGCUAGUCGAUAAUUUUUAUGAACUCUAAGCGAGAAGCAUUUCCAUGGGGAAAACUGAACGAAUAAGCGUUUUUUGAAUGAAAUUGGAAGACCCCUAUAAGGACCACUCUGGAAUUCCUAAGUGAGAGAAUUUUAAGUUGCGCUCCAUUGACAAUUCGCGAAGCGCUCCCUGCCGAAUUUGAAAAAGUCAUUCUAAAAGUACAUAAGACUGUGAAAGUCGACGUACAACAAGGAUUGUGAAUGGUUUGAGAAAAUGAAAGAAUGAGGACGAAAAAAGUGAUCAAUUUAACGGCAAUUUUUCCAGAGUGAAGCUCUCGGGCCGGCCACGGAAAUGUUCGAGUUCUGGCAAAAAGAACGAAAUGGGAUCGAAGAAGACGACGAACGCAAGGAGCCGAACCGACUCUUGGAAAAAAAGAGUUCUUUAAAGACUCUUCAAAUAUAUAAUGAAGAAGUGGAAGCCGCUUUCGAAGAAUUGAAGCGCAAGUCUAAGUCCCGAUGGAACGUGCUGGAUUAUUUCAACCAGCAUGAGAAAUAUCUCUCUGAUUUCUUGGUGAAAUUUGUGGGAGUGAAGGGGCCGGUCCAUGAGUCCAGCGUCGGAAUCGAGCAACAGGUUUUUUUUUAUUAUUUGGUCAUUUUCUCUGUAUUGAACGUCGCAUAAUUGAAAUUUGAUACUUGUUACAUCUUCCUAACUUUUUUCUAUGCGAAAGUCGUUUCAGGUCGGGCGUAAGACUUCUUAUGUCGACCCAAAUGCUAUUUUAUUCAAAGUUAGACUGAAAUUAUAAAAAAAUUUUUGAUUUUUUUAACACGAAAAGGGGAAAAAAAUAGACAAAAAUUAGCCGAAGUUUGGAAAAUACAGUUUCCAAAAAGUUUAAAAAAAGGAAAAAAAAUAAUUUCAGGAUUCCGAGACCUCUGGAGAUGUCGAAGAUCCACACAACUAA